This is a messenger RNA of Triticum dicoccoides, 1823 nucleotides long. RefSeq names its product protein IQ-DOMAIN 14-like. Gene Ontology annotation, molecular function: protein binding. The coding region runs from base 160 to 1551 and encodes 463 amino acids. NCBI's taxonomy places the organism in Eukaryota, Viridiplantae, Streptophyta, Magnoliopsida, Poales, Poaceae. The record is from RefSeq and is a predicted model, not a curated record. The transcript has 3 exons.
UCUCCAUAGCCGUUUCCCUCUCUUAUUCAAACCUGCCCGCUUCUCACGCCUCACGCCUCCUUCCUCUUCCAGCGCACUUCACCCACACGCCUCGGCCUUCUUGAGUAGUUGCCCACCUGAGUUGCCUUCUCUGGGCGGCCGGGGCGGCGGGUUCCGGCGAUGGGCAAGGCGGCGAGGUGGCUGCGUGGCCUGCUGGGCGGCGGCGGGAAGAAGGAGCAGGGGAAGGAGCAGAGGCGGCCAGCCACGGCCGCGGCGCCGCACGGGGACCGGAAGCGCUGGAGCUUCUGCAAGUCCACCAGGGACUCGGCCGAGGCGGAGGCGGCGGCCGCUGCCGCCGCGCUCAGCGGCAACGCGGCGAUCGCGCGCGCGGCCGAGGCGGCGUGGCUCAAGUCCUUGUACAACGAGACCGAGCGGGAGCAGAGCAAGCACGCCAUCGCCGUCGCCGCGGCCACCGCGGCGGCGGCCGACGCUGCCGUGGCCGCCGCGCAGGCCGCCGUGGAGGUCGUGCGGCUCACCAGCAAAGGGCCGACGUCCACGGUGCUCGCCGGUGCCGUCGCCGAGCCCCGCGGCCGCGCCUCCGCCGCGGUCAAGAUCCAGACGGCGUUCCGUGGAUUUCUCGCCAAGAAGGCUCUGCGCGCGCUCAAGGGGCUGGUGAAGCUGCAGGCGCUGGUGCGCGGCUACCUGGUGCGGAAGCAGGCGGCGGCCACGCUGCAGAGCAUGCAGGCGCUCGUCCGCGCGCAGGCCUGCAUCCGCGCCGCCCGCUCGCGCGCCGCCGCGCUCCCCACGAACCUUCGCGUCCACCCGACCCCUGUCCGGCCGCGCUACUCGCUGCAAGAGCGGUGCAGCAGCACGGAGGAUUCCCGGAGCGACCACGGCGUGGCGCCGUACUACAGCCGGCGGCUGUCGGCGAGCGUGGAGUCGUCGUCGUGCUACGGGUACGACCGGAGCCCCAAGAUCGUGGAGAUGGACACCGGGCGGCCCAAGUCGCGCUCCUCCUCGCUCCGCACGACCUCCCCCGGCGCCAGCGAGGAGUGCUACGCUCACUCGGCGUCGUCGCCGCUCAUGCCGUGCCGACCGCCCCCGCGGAUCGCGGCGCCGACCGCGCGCCACUUCCCGGAGUACGAGUGGUGCGAGAAGGCCCGGCCGGCGACGGCGCAGAGCACGCCCCGGUACGCGAGCUACGCGCCGGUGACGCCGACCAAGAGCGCGUGCGGCGACCACGGAUACACGUACAGCAACAGCCCGUCGGCGCUCAACUGCCCGAGCUACAUGUCGGGCACGCGGUCGUCCGUGGCGAAGGUGCGGUCGCAGAGCGCGCCGAAGCAGCGGCCGGAGGAGGGCGCGGUGCGGAAGAGGGUGCCGCUGAGCGAGGUGAUCAUCCUUCAGGAGGCCCGGGCGAGCCUGGGCGGCGGCGGGGGCGCGCAGAGGUCGUGCAACCGGCCGGCGCAGGAGGAGGCGUUCAGCUUCAAGAAGGCCGUGGUGAGCCGCUUCGACCGCUCGUCGGAGGCGGCCGAGCGGGACCGGGACUUGUUCCUGCAGAAGGGAUGGUGAUGGCCUGACGGCCUCGGAUUCACUCGAUCGUGAAGUACAAUUAAUUACUACGUACUGCCUCCUGUAAUGGCCUGAUAGGGUAGCGGGGGACUGUUAAUUUCUAGUUACCGCUUCUCACUGUUGUUUCUUUGUUUAUCGAUCGCCUUAAUUAACCUCUGUGACUCCGUUGCCUGUCUGGGUUCAGAAAUGAGACCCUGCGGUUUCUCUUGCUUUGUGUAAACAUGUUUGUGCGUGCAUGGGAAGCUCAAGGAAGGUUUUAGUGCUGUGCUAAA